UUAUGUGGACAAUGAGCAUAUUUCGCUUCUUGGUGUAUACUGGAUUGAUAAUAAUGAGAUGUGGAAGUUUAUCAGUGGAUGAGGUUUCUAAUGUGGACAUGUGUGGGUGUGAGGAAAUUCAUCCCCAGCAGAAGUUUUGUUCUGCUGAUGUAGCAUUUAAGGGAAUUUUAAUUCGAAAGCAUGCUUUAUUGCCCGCCCCCUCUAUAAGGAUCCGGCCCGUGAUAAUCAGGGAUCCCAUCUGGAACCACAUGAAGAAACGAAGUGCAAUAUUCCCUCCCCCCACUGACCCAGAACUAGGAAUGACCUCUUCCCAUACUGACCUACAGCCGGGAAUGCCUUAUUUACCAACAAAGAGAGUAACUAACACAUUCCUCGUCAAAAGGUCUUUUAAAGGAGGGAUUCCGAAAGAGACAGAAUUAAAAGUCAACACUUAUGAUGACGGAUCCGGGUGCCAACCUUCUUUCACUGUCAACAAAACAUACCUUAUAACUGGAAAGUUGAACAGUCGAGGAGACCUGGACGUUAAUGGUUGUGACUGGACGGGGUGCUGGGAGGGUGGUGUGUCACGGUACCAGAAGAUCAACCUCAGGACGGGGAGAUACGACUGUGACAUACAGAUCUGCCGGAAAAGUAGUGGAUGCAUUCGUGAUGCUAAAACAUGUGUAUGGCCCAAGAAGCGCGCAGGGCUGUGUUAUGCCAGACAUGCUAGAUGUUACAUGUCCAAGAAAUUUCAAAAGGCUACAUGGGUCAUGCUUCAUACUAGAAUGAAGCGGUGUUUGGAGCGAUACAGUUUGACAGCAAAGUCUCCAUGA
This is a messenger RNA of Saccostrea cuccullata (small rock oyster), 812 nucleotides long. RefSeq lists its product as uncharacterized. Gene Ontology annotation, biological process: negative regulation of endopeptidase activity; negative regulation of membrane protein ectodomain proteolysis. The record is from RefSeq and is a predicted model, not a curated record. Gene Ontology annotation, cellular component: extracellular matrix. NCBI's taxonomy places the organism in Eukaryota, Metazoa, Mollusca, Bivalvia, Ostreida, Ostreidae. Gene Ontology annotation, molecular function: protease binding; metalloendopeptidase inhibitor activity. The coding region runs from base 3 to 812 and encodes 269 amino acids. The transcript has 6 exons.